Molecule: messenger RNA, 822 nt
Organism: Letharia columbiana
Lineage: Eukaryota; Fungi; Ascomycota; Lecanoromycetes; Lecanorales; Parmeliaceae
Exons: 1
Coding region: 1-822 (273 amino acids)
Source: RefSeq, a predicted model, not a curated record
AUGUGGAGACGUCGCGACAAGACUAAGUCAGAGCUUGAAAAGGGUGAGGGAGCCCUAGGCUCACAUGAACUUUUCAUGAAGCGCCCCGAGAAGGCUGUAUUGACCCAGCCAGCUAGCGACGCCGCAAGAUCUAAACCCCAGGGCCCGUCUGUUACGUUCACACCAGCCACGCCUCAGCCUGGAGAAUUCAGUCAAAAACCACGGUUAAACAGUGGUUCCGAGUGCACCCUCACGGCCGACUCCCCAGUCGUCAUGGUCUCACCUUAUCGCAAUGUCAAAGAGCACUGCUCAUCUCUCGUGACCUUCUCCAAGGACCAAUUGAUACGGAUGGACCACAACAAGCAUUACCUCGAGAUCGACCUCCUUCGACCCGAAAGCGGGGUCGACGUAUUCCCGCCUCAAGACCUUUCACCGCUGUGCCUCUACCGAGAACUGCGGUCCCUGAAGAUCACCGGCAUGAUGCAGUCGUAUCAGUCGUACAUUUGGCUCGUGGUGUGGCUGAACCCUCAAUUAAUAGAUCUGACGUUAGAAAUGGCAGGAGAAGCAGGACCCUUGGACAAGAAGGCCAUUGCCGAAGCUCAGAAGUAUGCGCAAUGCAAGCCGACAAUGCGAGAGGUCGCGCAGGGCAAGACUAAGACGGAGGUCCUCAAGGAAUUUCACAUAGUUAAUCUGAGCCUGACGAACUUUGUGGUGCACGGAGAAUCCUUCGAGUGGUUCAGUGACCAACAUUUGCAAAACGUGCAACUCCAUCGAUGCAAGGAUACAGAUUUUGAGCUGCCGAGCUUGAUGCAGCGUAGCUUUAACCUUACAGUUACUGCCUGA